GUGAUCGUUGCCGUUUAGGUAACCCGCGCAUGUAGCGUCCGCGAUGAUACGCCACCUUUAGUUCGAAUAAUGUAGAGACAAUUUUAACACCUCAAUGUGACCUCUAACGUAACCUGAAUGGAAUAGUGAUGUGAAUUAGUACAACUGUAGUGCGGUAAAAAUACGCAAAGUUUUGCAAGUCGUUCCCCUUGCGUAGAUUUUUGUAUUAUUCAUAAAACUAUUAUUGAGGAUACUCAUGUAAUAAAUCUAAUAAUUUUUCCUGUACGGUAUAUUACAAAUAAAGAAAAUGUCUAGAAGAAGAAUUAUUGCAAGUGGAGUAGCUGGUGUUGCGGGUGCAGCCUUAGCCGUGUGGGCCUUCUCCGCCGAUGACUCUCCGGUUAACUGGUACUCAGCAGCAACGGUGUCAGCAAAGACUGUACGCAAGAAGCGUCCUCUGCCAACCAGAACAGAACAAGUGGCCAAUCUCCAAGCUGGGCACACGUACGAUUUGCUCAUCAUUGGAGGCGGCGCCACGGGAGUUGGGUGUGCACUCGAUGCAACAACUAGAGGUCUCCGAACAGCCCUAGUAGAAGCAGACGAUUUUGCAAGCGGUACAUCCAGUAGAAGUACGAAGCUCAUCCAUGGUGGAGUCAGGUACCUGCAAAAGGCCAUCAUGCAGCUCGACUAUGACCAGUACAAGAUGGUUAAAGAGGCUCUGCACGAGCGCGCUAAUAUGCUGGAAGUCGCACCACACUUGACUAGGCCCCUGCCUAUUCUUCUACCAGUAUACAAAUGGUGGCAAGUACCGUAUUAUUGGUUCGGUAUUAAAAUGUACGAUUUCGUUGCCGGCGACAGAAACGUUAAGAAUUCUUAUUAUUUAUCGAAGAAGAAUACUCUUGAGUUGUUUCCAAUGUUGAAAUCGGAUAAUCUAUGCGGAGGAAUUGUCUAUUAUGAUGGACAACAAGACGACGCUCGAAUGAACUUAGCGAUUGCACUGACGGCCGCCCGUCACGGCGCCACCAUUGCUAACCACGUCAGCGUCACCAAACUAUACAAGGUAGCCGGGAAACUGAGCGGAGCUAGACUGAAGGACGAGUUAUCCGGCAAGGAAUGGGACGUGCAAGCAAAGUGCAUUAUCAACGCAACCGGCCCAUUCACGGACAGCAUCAGGAAAAUGGACGAUCCCAAAAUCAAAGAUAUCUGCUGUCCAUCUUCAGGAGUACAUAUUGUGUUACCCGGAUAUUACAGCCCUGAACACAUGGGCCUGCUAGACCCGGCAACAUCCGACGGCCGCGUCAUCUUCUUCUUGCCGUGGCUGAAGGGUACCAUCGCCGGAACAACGGACCUGCCCUGCCAAGUCACCCACAACCCUAAGCCCACUGAAGACGAAAUCAUGUUCAUCCUUAGCGAAGUCAAGAACUAUUUGAAUCCGGACGUUGAAGUCCGGCGCGGUGAUGUAUUGUCCGCGUGGUCUGGGAUCCGGCCGCUGGUGUCGGACCCGAACAAGCCGGACACGCAGUCCCUGGCGCGGAACCACAUCGUGCACGUGUCGCCGUCCGGCCUCGUCACCAUCGCGGGCGGCAAGUGGACCACGUACCGGUCCAUGGCCGCCGAGACCAUAGAUGCCGCUGUGGAAAGUGCAAAUCUCAAACCAAUCUUCAGGGACAGCCAGACUGAUGGAUUCUUAAUAGAGGGAGCCCACGGAUGGACUCCUACUAUGUACAUCAGAUUGGUGCAAGAUUUCGGAUUGGAGAUGGAAGUCGCCCAACAUUUGUCGAAGUCGUAUGGGGACAGAGCGUUUGCUGUUGCCAAGAUGGCGACCAUGACCGGGAAGAGAUGGCCAAUCAUCGGAAAGAAAAUACAUCCUGAGUUCCCGUAUAUAGACGCUGAGAUUCGGUACGGAGUCCGUGAAUAUGCCUGCACAGCUAUAGAUAUGAUAGCUAGACGACUUCGUCUCGCCUUCCUCAACGUUCAAGCGGCCGCCGAAGCACUGCCCGUUGUCGUUGACAUCAUGGCCGAGGAACUCAACUGGAACGAGGCUGAAAAGAAGCGUCAAAUUAAAAUGGCAAACGAAUUCCUUGCAAACGAAAUGGGCCAGAUGGUGAACCGAGCUAGUCGCGACAAGAUCCCCAUCAACCUGAGCAAGGAGGAGAUACAGACGUACAUCAAACGCUUCCAGAUCAUAGACAAGGAUCGGAAGGGAUUCGUGUCUAUUAACGACAUUCGGAGGAGUCUUAAGAACUACGGCGAGGAAGUGACCGGCGAGCAACUCCACGAGAUCCUACGCGAGAUCGACACAAACAUGAACGGUCAAGUUGAACUCGACGAGUAUCUACAGAUGAUGUCGGCCAUUAAAUCUGGUCACGUGGCGUACUCGCGUUUCGCUCGAAUGGCCGAGAUGGAGGAGGAGCAUCAUGAAAGGGAAACCCUCAAAAAGAAGAUCACCGUAGAGAGGAGCGGCGGUGGACUGUAAAUGAAUCUUUAGCGCACUUAGAUCAUCGCACCGUUAUGGAAGCUUAACGUGAUUUCACAAACAACUUAGUAUUAUUAUUUAUUUGUCAAUACGUAAUAAUAACCUAAUGGUAGUUAUUUACGUCUUUUAUUCUAGGUUCUUGAAGAGAUUGAACAAAGACAUGAGAUUUUUUUGUUGUAAAUUUGUACAUGUUUUAUUUUGUAACUUGCACUCACAUUUACCAAAACGUGAUUGCUUAUUGUGAGUUUUUUAAAUUAAUUUACUAGUAGAAUGUUUUUUUGUUGUUGUUUUUUUUGUAAAUAAAAGACAUGUUAAUUUUCGUUGGCGAAAAAUGACAACGACUGUAGUUAAGAUGCACUCGAUCCUAUUCGAUUAUAUUAAAUUAAAUUUACGAUUCCUAAAACGCACUUUUUAGUCAAAAUUUUUAUUACAAUAGAAGAAUUUCAAUGUGGCGAACCACAAUUGAGCUUGAUUCUUAUAAAAAUAUACACAUUAAAUCAGAUAAGAAAUUAAUAAACAACUUUAAUGUAUUAUUAUAGAUAAUAGAUACUCGUUUCAUGCAUUAUGUACGCAAAAUUGGAACGAGACUGCGAAUUUUCGAAAACAAAAUGCUUUAUGUUAUUAACAGAAUUUAUAAUAUACCCAAAAAAGCCACUGCUAACGGAAAAACGAAAGAAAUUAGUGAUUUCGUUCGUACAAACUGCCUUACUGACAUUAAAAACAUACACUUUAAGACAAAAUUGCACAUUGUCUUUCUAUGUCACUUUCUACUUCAUGAAUUUGACUAAAUUAUUUGUACCUUUUUUAUAAUAAAUUAUUUUUAACGCAUAAAAAUGAAUCACAAAUGUAACGUGCAAUAAAUUAAAUCAUU
This is a messenger RNA of Bombyx mandarina (wild silkworm), 3323 nucleotides long. RefSeq names its product glycerophosphate oxidase 1 (gene Gpo1). NCBI's taxonomy places the organism in Eukaryota, Metazoa, Arthropoda, Insecta, Lepidoptera, Bombycidae. Gene Ontology annotation, biological process: glycerol-3-phosphate metabolic process. Gene Ontology annotation, molecular function: calcium ion binding; glycerol-3-phosphate dehydrogenase (quinone) activity. The record is from RefSeq and is a predicted model, not a curated record. Gene Ontology annotation, cellular component: mitochondrion.